UCACAGCAUGCUGGAACCCAGAGAAUCGGUUUGCCCAAGUGCACACAGAGGUAUCUUCAGUACAGCUGAGAUGUCAGCAUUACAUUACAGCUGAUACGUGACAAUUUGCCCAAGGAGAUGAAAACAGAGAAGACCCUCAGAGAAAUAUACAAUGUCACCUCACAGCAAAUUGGCCAGAAUCAGGCUGUCAAUGCAGACUACAAGAACCUGAGGGGUUUGAACCGGGGCCAUUUGAACCCCAGUGGCCAUCACAACAGUGAGAGCAGUAAGGAUGCUACCUUCACCCUCACCAACAUAGUGCCCCAGAACAUCAGACUCAAUAGUGGUGCCUGGAAUGACUAUGAGCAGAAUACGAUGGCUGACAAAAACAAGGGCUGUAUCACCAACACUACCUACGUCAUCGUGGGUGCUGUGCCUGGGAACACUUCUAUUGCCAAUGGGAGGGUUAACGUACCCAGUCACAUCUGGUCCGGUGCCUGCUGCAGGAUGACCACCAACCAGACAAAGGCUUGGGCGGCCAUUGUUGAAAACAAGGAGAAGAAUGUCACACUCCUCACGCUGGGGGAGCUGGAGGCCAACUUGACCAACCUCUAUGGAAAGGGAAAUGUUUCUCUGUUUGACAGUGCCUGUCUGC
Molecule: messenger RNA, 634 nt
Organism: Neopelma chrysocephalum (saffron-crested tyrant-manakin)
Lineage: Eukaryota; Metazoa; Chordata; Aves; Passeriformes; Pipridae
Product: nuclease EXOG, mitochondrial-like
Exons: 2
Molecular function (GO): hydrolase activity; nucleic acid binding; metal ion binding
Source: RefSeq, a predicted model, not a curated record